This is a messenger RNA of Zingiber officinale, 1503 nucleotides long. RefSeq names its product RNA-binding protein 1-like. The record is from RefSeq and is a predicted model, not a curated record. Bases 89 to 1195 code for a protein of 368 amino acids. Gene Ontology annotation, molecular function: RNA binding. NCBI's taxonomy places the organism in Eukaryota, Viridiplantae, Streptophyta, Magnoliopsida, Zingiberales, Zingiberaceae. The transcript has 3 exons.
CAGUUGCUUCGCUCGGUAAUUCGUUAUCGUCAGUCUAUCGUUCAACCCCCAAAACCCUAGGCCGGCGUGCUGGGCUGAGGAUUGAGAGAUGGAGCUCCCCUCGUCGUCGCCGCCACCAACUGACGCCGUUCUUCCUCCAUUUCGCUACUCGACUUCAGAUGCUACGGGACCAUUAUCGGCAAGCGAAAAUGGGGUGAAGCUGUUCGUCGGAGGAAUUUCCUCAGGCAUGAAGGCGGAAACUUUGAGAACUCACUUCGAGAAGUUCGGAUUGGUUGAAGCAACGGUGAUGAAGGACCGGCUAACCGGGAAAUGUAGGGGGUUCGGCUUCGUCCGGUUUGCGGAGACGGAAGCCGCUGAAAAGGCGCUCAAAAACCCCAAUCCUCUCAUUAGCGGACGAACGGUGGAGGUUAAAAGAGCCAUACCGAAAGGUCAGAUUAACCACACUAACCAGAAACAGUUUCUACGUGAACGUAGCAUAUCCAGUAGGAAUAAUAAUUGGGAAAUUAACAAUGGCAAUCCAAAAAAGAUUUUUAUAGGAGGUUUACCAGGCAACUUAACACAACUUGAGUUGAGAAGUUUCUUUGAGAAGUUUGGAUCAGUUGUUGAUUCAGUCGUUAUGUAUGAUAAUAUGACUCAACGGCCUCGGGGUUUUGGCUUUAUCACAUUUUCUUCAGAUGAUCCCGUGACAAUGGUAUUGAAGAACAGCUUCUAUCAGUUGAAAGGGAAACUUGUACAGGUAAAGCUAGCUGUUCCAAAAGAUGACAGCUACCGUUUGUGCAGAAAUGAUAACGAUAACGAGCAUUGUAGUCCAAGAGCUGUAGCAACUAACGGACUAGCAGAGCCUGAUUAUGGUAUUUAUCAACACACUUUUUAUCCAAGAUAUGGUGAUUAUGGAUAUUUCAAUUAUUACGUAGCAGCACCCUGCCCUCCUUAUCUUUAUGGAGGACUUUAUGGAGGAUAUAAUCCAAGUGGUGUUCUUGGAAUUAGAUACAAUGACUACUUAGGAAAUUCUAGAAGCCCUUUAAAUGUUGGGAGUGGAGUGAUGGUGCCCGUUACCUAUCCACCUCAUGUCGCUGAUGGCUUUAGAAGCAACAUGUUUGUGCCUACUCUGUGUUAUGCUGGGGAUCAUGGGUCUGAAAGCAGUAAAGAAACCAGCUGUAGGGAAACUGAAGUGAUCCUGCACAUUGACCAGUGAUAAUGGGACUUCCAGAGAACACAAUAAUCCCAAAGCAGAAGAUGCAUGGCACUCAGAUGCUAACUUAUUGAUGGAUGCUGGCGCAACAAAUCACCUUUGCAGUUGCCAAUCAUCUCAGCUCCUAGUCUUUCUUGUAACCAUAUCCAUUGAAUUGAACAAAACGCUGCAUCGUUCCAUUUUGUAUAUAUUAUGCCCAUCAAUUUGCUCAGGCAAUGUAGGUCUGCUAGUUUAAAUUGCACAGUUUGAUUUUUUUUUUAGGUAUGAUGGUAACUUGACAAUUAAUUGAUUAAACUUCAAAAGUUUUCUUC